UCAAAUGAGGAAGUGUUAGAGCCAGAGAGAGAGAGGGAAAGAAGGUCCAGGAGAAAGAAAAAGAAAGUGUAGGAGACUGUGGGAGAGAGUGCGGAGAGGGAGUGUGAGUGUGUGCGCGCCGCGCACGGAGCGCGGGGGGGAGAGAGGAGAGAGGGAGAGGGAGGGCGAGGAGGGAGAGAAAGACUUGGAGAGAGAAGGAAGGGAAGGAGCUGUUGGGAGCCAGGAGGAGCGAGUUGGGGGCGGAGACGAGGAAGUGGGUGCGAGGCGCAGGGCGCGGGCGGGGCGCGCCGCCCGCUGCAUCCCUGCCCGGGGCCGAGCCGGCGCGGGCGCAGGACGAAGGCGAGCCCGAGCGGAGCCACCGCGGCCGCCGCAGCAGCUCCAGGAACCCUGAUGGCCUUGGUCCCUUCUAAGGAGAGGUGCGGGACUGGCUCCAUGCCUCCUGGUGUCUUGCAGGGAGGUCAGGGUCCAGAAGGGUUCAUCGUGAAUCGGGCCACACUCUCGGUUUGGUUUCCGGAUGCUCAAUACUCAAUCUUUGCAUUUCCAGCGCGUGCUCCCCAGCGCACCCCACAGGGAGAGGCAGGAGUGCCCGACCCCCGUCAUGUGGGCGGGAGCAGCUGUCUGCGAUGGAGAAGGCUGCAGCCCCAUCUCCGCCUGACGCCUCCCGCGUGAGGCCAAAGCCACCUUCAGACUCAUGCCCCAGGGCCUCAGCCUCUAUGCAAAACCUGGACAGUGGAAAUCAGCUCCAGUCCCGGGAGGAAGCCAGCUCUGCAGGGGCCGAUGUGAGGAAUGGGGUUUGAACUGGGAACCUCGCUUCAGAGACUAGCUUUCCUUCUUCAUUCAUUCUCAUGCCUACCACCUCCUCACAGACUGCUUUAUUAACUUCUAGGAAAACAGCACCCAGGUCAGUCAUUGUAGCCUCCCCACAUUUGGACACUCCUUUUGGCUCUUUUGGGCAGCCUGGAGCCCGGUGGUGACAUAACUUACACGUUGGGGACCUGCAGGAGGAGCAGCCCCGGGGCCGAGGGCAGGGGGAGGAGCCAUAGGGCCCCAGCAUGGCAUCCAACAGCACGGACCCCUCCUCCUGUCUGAACCAUACCGCGUUCAGGGUCACCGUCAGCUUGGUCCUCACCGCCCUCAUCCUCAUCACCAUCGCCGGCAACGUGGUCGUCUGCCUGGCGGUGGGCUUGACCCGGCGGCUGCGGAGUCUGACCAACUGCUUCAUCGUGUCCCUGGCCAUCACUGACCUGCUCCUCGGCCUGCUGGUGCUGCCCUUCUCGGCCUUCCACGAGCUGUCGUGCCAGUGGGGCUUCGGCGAGGCCUUCUGCAAUAUCUACACCAGCCUGGAUGUCAUGCUCUGCACGGCCUCCAUCCUCAACCUCUUCAUGAUCAGCCUGGACCGGUACUGCGCCGUCACAGACCCCCUGCGCUACCCCGUGCUGGUGACCCCUGUCCGGGUCGCCAUCUCCCUGGUCUUAAUUUGGGUCAUCUCCAUCACACUGUCCUUCCUGUCUAUCCACCUGGGGUGGAACAGCAGGGCGGAGACCAACAGCACCAAUCACACCAUCUCCAAGUGCAAAGUCCAGGUCAACUUGGUGUACGGCCUGGUGGACGGACUGGUCACCUUCUACCUGCCCCUGCUGGUCAUGUGCAUCACCUACUACCGCAUCUUCAAGAUCGCCCGGGAUCAGGCCAAGAGGGUCCAUCAUAUCAACUCCUGGAGGACAGCCACCCUCCGGGAGCACAAAGCCACAGUGACUCUGGCCGCCGUCAUGGGAGCCUUCAUCGUCUGCUGGUUCCCCUACUUCACUGUGUUUGUUUACCGUGGGCUGAGAGGGGACGAUGCCAUCAACGAGACCUUCGAAGCCAUUGUUCUGUGGCUGGGCUAUGCCAACUCGGCCCUGAACCCCAUCCUGUACGCCACACUGAGCAGAGACUUCCGCACGGCGUACCAGCGCCUCUUCCGCUGCCGGCCCGCCGGCCACAUCGCUGACAGAACUUCGCUGAGGGACAGCAGCUCUCAGCUGAAGAGGAAUCAAAGCCAAGAACCCAGGUGGCAGGAAGAGAGGCCCCUGAGGCUCCAGGUGUGGAGUGGGACAGAGGUCACGGCCCCCCAGGGAGCCACAGACAGGAGGCCGGCGCUGUCCUGCACCACGUGCUCAAGCAACCUUCUGAGCUGCUGCAAGAGCCUGUGGGGAAUUAGGCUCCUCCAGAGACAUGUGGGAGGCCCCUCGGAAGAGCAGCUGGGGGAGCCGCUGUCCAAGGAGCCCCCAAGAACGCUGCCUUCCGAGGCUGUCUAGCCUCGGCCCCAGGACACUGAACUUACUGCUCCUGGUCACCAACAUUUGACUCCUGGAGCCACUAAGGACCCAGCAGCCCCCAAAACCAUGGAGGACACACCCUGGCAUGAGUCUGGGGACUCCCGGAGCACACGAUGGGCGCUGGGGUCCUCCGGCCCGGGGUGGAGCAGCCUGUUCUGCGCUCAGCCUCCCCUGGGUCCAGGUCUGCUGAAUCCCGCGGGUUCAGAGCUCACAUUGGUGCUGGCCCUGGGUCAUGAACAGAGACGCGGGGCUUUCGGGGUUGUGUGCACGGGCGUGUGCUCGGAUGUGCGUGCGCAGGAGCACACGUGCCCUCUGAGCACGGCCGAGGGUGUUGCCAUAAAGAGUUAGCCUCUCACUCCCUCGCGGGUUCUGUGGGAUGAAGGGGAGGAAGGGAGGGGGAGACAAAGGAAGGGAAGGGCAUUAGCCUUUAAUGAACACCUGCCGUGUGCCAGGUACGCCCUCUGCAUGAGCACACAUAGUCCUUACCAUGUGCGGCAGGGAUCACUUUAUAGGGAAACUGAGGCUCAGAGAAAUACGGGGCCGUCCCUAAGGCCACUCAGCUAGAAAGUGUGCCUGGCACGAGGGAGGCACUUGAGAAACUGUUGUUGAAGGAAGGAAGGAACGAACGAACGAACGAAGAAAUGGACAGACAGGAUGAUGGGUGGAAAACCAGGCUUCAAGCCCAUGCUCUUAACAUGACAUUAAAAUGGCCUCUCAAGAGAGGCCACGAUAUUUGCUUGACUCAGGUGACCCUCUCGCUCUCACCGCCCAGACCCGGAGCCUGGGGCUGGGAGGGUCCCUUCAUGCUGCAGUACAGAUCCUCUCUGGUGCUUUCCAUCCACAAGGAGUGGCGUGGGGCAGGCCUGCUGGGGAAAGUGUGCGGGCAGCAGGGAGGGACAGGUGGCAGCUGGAAGGGGGCACGAGAGGCGUGGGUGGGGAAGUUGGCCCCCAGCGCCCUCUGCUGGAUGCGUGAUGUUGGGCGCCGCAGGGAGCGCCCCUGAGCAGCUCUUUAUUCCUCUGUGGGCGGGUGCGCUCCCCUUUCCCAUCUACGGGGGUGGUGGAGAGACCCAAGGAGGUGGAGGAGAUGACAGCCCCGGAGACAUGAGGGUGUCCAUGGGCCCCCCUUGUCGACCACUGCCCCUCCCUGAGUCCACUCUUCCCUUGGUUCCAAGACCCCCUCGUGGUGGCCUCCUCCCCGCCCACCUGUACCUCUUCAGUGGCUCUUGCCGCCCACCUCCUCUCCCCAGCCAUCAACGCGGCCGUUCCGAGGCUCGGUCCUGAGCCUCGUCCUCUCACUGCCACUUCUUGCCCUCUGCGGCCACGUCUACACUCUCGCAUCUGAAGUUACAGGAGACUCACCUCUCAGGAGGUGACUCAGAUCUGUACCUGGAGCCCAGGCUCCUUUGGGACGCUUUCGACCCACUCUCGACCUCACUGUUAGCAGGUCCACAGCUGCAGCUUGGCCGUCUCCCUGCACCUGCUCCGCUCCUGAGGUCCCGCUCCUCAGACAGAAGCCCUGCCACUGGCUUCAAAGGCUGAGGGUCAGUUUUGACAUCGCCCUUCUCCUGGCUCCUCAUGAUCCAUCCUCUCGAGUCCAAGCUCCCACAAGUACCCACCGUUUACCUGGUUCUUUCCGGCUGCUCUGUCUUCACUCGGUCCCACUGCCAUCCCCUCUGUCAGGACAAUUCAAACAGCUUCAUGACACCUCCCUGUGCUCCCCACUGGCCUCUUUCCCGUCUGGUCUCCACCCAGCAGCCACUGUGCGCUGUGCGGUGCAAACCCAGGGAGAAACCCAUCUUCCACGUGGCCCACAGGUCCCACGUGGUCGGCCCGAUGUGUCCCUCCAGCCUCCACUGGCCCCACACCCCCUCCGUCUCUUCACCCCACCCUGCUGGCCUUCUCCUUUGGUUUGUUUACCUCCCUGCUCCCUCCAGCAGCCAGGCCACACGUAGAGCUCUUUCCAUGCCUUGGAAUGCUCAUCCUGCCCUUUCUGCCACGGGAUCGCAGCUGAACCAUCACUUCUUGAGGGAGCCUUCCUUGACCCUCCCUGUUGGGUCAGGCCUCCCCACACACAUCCCCAGAGCCGUCUUCAGAACCAUGGGCAUGGCUGUCAUUUAUAGUCAUCUGUGUGAUUCCUGCCCUGUCUGUCUCCCCCACUCAGGAGGUCGUGAGUCCUGCCUGUAUCUGUUGACCUUUGUCUGUCUAGCCCCUGGAAGACUGUUCAGUCUACAGAGUAGGAGCUUUAAGCAGCUUAUCUGCCAACAUACACCUGAAGGCACGAUUUGCCCCCAUGCCCUCCCCAGAGAUGCUCAGUCUCUUGGCUUAAUUCCUUCCCGAAACUCCAGAAUCCCCUCCUUGGAAGUUUUCCUAAGAGUCUGAGACAGGUAGGUCUCCAAGUCAUGGCCAAGUAGUUAGAGCACAAGACUAGCCUAGCUGAUCACGCUCAGCAGGUCAGGGCAGAGGUCAGGAUUCCCGCGUGCCACCUGCCACGGCAGGGACUCCUUCAGGUCUGUCUCUGAGCCCUGCCCUGCCUUCCUGGAGGCCUCCUGAAGCCCCGACUGGCUGCAGAAGUGGGGCGCAUGCUGCUAGAAGAGGAGCGUCUGCGGUGGGCCCCCAAAUCCGUGUUGCGUGUCACCAUCGUGUUCCAAUAAAGCUAUCAAAACAGAU
Messenger RNA from Camelus dromedarius (Arabian camel), 4985 nucleotides. It is a transcript of the gene HRH2, whose product is annotated as histamine receptor H2. The coding region runs from base 1053 to 2297 and encodes 414 amino acids. Gene Ontology annotation, biological process: chemical synaptic transmission; gastric acid secretion; G protein-coupled receptor signaling pathway, coupled to cyclic nucleotide second messenger. The transcript is spliced from 3 exons. Gene Ontology annotation, cellular component: plasma membrane; dendrite. Gene Ontology annotation, molecular function: histamine receptor activity; neurotransmitter receptor activity; G protein-coupled serotonin receptor activity. NCBI's taxonomy places the organism in Eukaryota, Metazoa, Chordata, Mammalia, Artiodactyla, Camelidae. The record is from RefSeq and is a predicted model, not a curated record.